AUAGUUUAAUUUAUUCAUUUUUUCUCUCUUUCCCCUACGAUAGAUUAGAGAGAGAAAAGUAGAGAGAGGAAAAAAAACUUCAUGUCUGAGUCGUGGCUUUGUGUGUAUAUAUCUAUAGAUAUAUAUUUACAGAGAGAAAUCUAGACUCAUCUGUAUCUCCAUCUUAUAGAUCUCAAGAAAUCUGCUACACUAUUUGAUUUUUGGAAUUAUUCCCCUGAUUGAAACAAGGGCUGGGUUCAAAUGUCGUCUCUUAGUAGAGAGCUGGUGUUCCUGAUCUUACAGUUCUUGGAUGAGGAGAAAUUUAAAGAGACCGUUCACAAGCUUGAGCAAGAAUCUGGGUUCUUCUUUAACAUGAAGUAUUUUGAGGAUGAAGUUCACAAUGGCAACUGGGAUGAAGUGGAGAGGUACCUCUCCGGUUUCACUAAAGUGGACGACAAUCGCUACUCGAUGAAGAUCUUUUUCGAAAUCAGGAAACAGAAGUAUCUUGAGGCAUUGGAUAAGCAUGAUCGCUCGAAAGCCGUUGAGAUCCUCGUGAAGGAUCUUAAAGUGUUUGCCUCCUUUAACGAGGAGCUUUUCAAGGAGAUAACUCAGCUGCUGACAUUAGAGAAUUUCAGGGAGAAUGAGCAGCUGUCAAAGUAUGGAGACACAAAAUCCGCAAGAGCUAUCAUGCUCGUCGAGCUUAAGAAGCUAAUCGAGGCUAAUCCCCUGUUUCGCGAUAAAUUACAGUUCCCGAACCUUAAGAACUCAAGACUGCGCACUCUCAUCAACCAAAGCUUAAACUGGCAGCACCAACUUUGUAAAACUCCAAGGCCAAACCCGGAUAUCAAAACCCUAUUCGUGGAUCACUCAUGUGGGCAGCAAAAUGGAGCACGUGCUCCCUCACCAGCCAAUAAUCCCUUGCUUGGUGGGGCUGUGCCGAAACCCGGUGGCUUUCCUCCUCUCGGUGCACAUGUGCCAUUCCAGCCUGCUCCGGCACCUGUCCCGACUCCUCUUGCCGGUUGGAUGUCUAAUCCACCCACCGGAAGUCAUCCGGCGGUUUCUGGUGGGCCCAUUGGUCUUGGUGCUCCACCGAUUCCAGCUGCACUUAAGCACCCAAGGACACCACCAACAAAUCCCGUUGAAUUUCCAUCUGCUGACUCUGAGCAUCCGAGCAAAAGAACCAGACAGUUGGGAAUUUCUGAUGAGGUAAAUCUUCCAGUGAAUGUUCUUCCGGUUUCUUUCCCAGGGCACCAUAGCCAGCCUUCCUUCAGUGCACCAGAUGACUUGCCCAAGACAGUUGCUCGCACUUUGAACCAAGGCUCAUCUCCUAUGAGCAUGGAUUUUCACCCGAUCCAACAAACUUUGCUUCUUGUUGGCACCAAUGUGGGAGAUAUUGGGUUGUGGGAAGUUGGUUCGAGAGAGAGGCUCGUGCUGAGAAAUUUCAAAGUCUGGGAUGUGAGUGCGUGCACGUUGCCUCUACAGGCCAGCCUGGCAAAAGAUCCUGGUGUCUCGGUCAAUCGUGUGAUUUGGAGCCCAGAUGGGUCUUUAUUUGGGGUUGCGUAUUCAAGGCACCUUGUACAGAUAUAUUCCUAUCAUGGAAAUGACGAUAUUCGCCAGCACUUGGAGAUCGAUGCUCAUGUUGGCGGAGUAAAUGAUCUUGCUUUUUCCCAUCCUAACAAGCAGCUUUCCGUGAUUACUUGUGGAGAUGACAAGCUUAUCAAGGUUUGGGAUGCUGCAACUGGCACCAAGCAGUACACUUUUGAAGGUCACGAGGCCCCCGUAUAUUCAGUCUGCCCCCACCACAAGGAGAAUAUUCAGUUCAUAUUUUCCACAGCAUUAGAUGGAAAGAUCAAAGCUUGGCUAUAUGACAAUUUGGGGUCGCGAGUCGACUAUGAUGCCCCCGGCCGCUGGUGCACGACCAUGGCCUACAGUGCUGAUGGAUCAAGGCUUUUCUCAUGUGGGACCAGUAAAGAUGGAGAGUCCCACAUCGUGGAGUGGAAUGAAAGCGAAGGGGCCGUGAAGAGGGCUUACCAAGGCUUCCGGAAGCGCUCUCUGGGGGUCGUUCAGUUUGACACGACUAAGAAUAAGUUCUUGGCUGCUGGUGAUGACUUCUCCAUCAAAUUCUGGGAUAUGGACAAUACCCAGCUUCUGACGUGCAGUGAAGCUGAUGGAGGCCUUCCUGCGAGUCCACGGAUUCGCUUCAACAGAGACGGGACCCUGUUGGCUGUUUCCACCAAUGAAAAUGGUAUCAAGAUUUUGGCCAAUGGUGAUGGUCUACGCUUGCUAAGGACAUUUGAAAAUCUUGCUUUUGAUGCUUCGAGAGCGUCUGAGGCUGCAAAGCCUACUGUAAAUCCAUUAUCUGUCACGGCACCAAGUAGUUCAGGACUGGAAAGGGUGGGCUCGGUUGUUGGAAUGUCAGCUAUGAAUGGGGACACAAGAAAUCUUGGAGAUGUGAAACCUAGAAUAACAGAGGAAACUAAUGACAAAUCAAAGAUAUGGAAGUUGAGUGAGAUUAACGAGCCCUCUCAGUGCCGGUCCUUGAAGCUCCCGGAAAAUUUAAGAGUUACAAAGAUAUCAAGAUUGAUAUAUACGAAUUCGGGCAAUGCAAUACUGGCGUUAGCUUCGAAUGCAAUCCAUUUGCUGUGGAAAUGGCAGCGAAGUGACCGUAAUUCAAGCGGCAAGGCAACUGCGAAUGUAUCUCCUCAAUUAUGGCAACCGUCGAGCGGGAUUUUGAUGACCAAUGACGUUGCAGAGACGAAUCCCGAGGAAGCUGUUUCUUGCUUUGCUCUGUCCAAGAAUGACUCCUACGUGAUGUCAGCAUCCGGGGGAAAGAUAUCUUUGUUUAACAUGAUGACUUUCAAGACAAUGACGACUUUCAUGCCUCCACCACCAGCAGCAACCUUCUUAGCAUUCCAUCCUCAGGAUAAUAAUAUAAUCGCAAUUGGGAUGGACGAUUCAACAAUUCAGAUAUAUAAUGUCCGAGUAGACGAGGUGAAAAGCAAGCUUAAAGGACACUCAAAGAGAAUUACAGGCCUUGCUUUCUCCCAUGUAUUGAAUGUGCUUGUUUCAUCAGGAGCUGAUGCUCAGCUUUGCGUGUGGAGUUCCGAUGGAUGGGAAAAACAAAGAUCAAGAUUCUUGCAGCUACCUUCCGGAAGGUCACCUGGAGUACAAUCCGAAACACGCGUGCAGUUUCAUCAGGACCAAAUUCACUUUCUGGCCGUGCACGAGACUCAACUCGCCAUAUACGAGACCACCAAGCUAGAAUGUGUCAAGCAGUGGGCCCCACGAGAAAAUUCUGCCCCUAUAUCGCACGCGACUUUCUCGUGCGAUAGCCAGCUCGUGUACGCCAGUUUUCUUGAUGCGACAGUUUGCGUAUUCACUGCUUCACACCUGAGAUUGAGAUGCCGAAUCAAUCCUUCUGCUUAUCUUAAUCCUAGCAUCAGUUCAAAUGUGCACCCGCUCGUGAUUGCUGCACAUCCUCAAGAACCGAACCAAUUUGCGUUAGGACUUUCGGAUGGUUCGGUUCAUGUUUUUGAACCCCUUGAAACCGAAGGCAAGUGGGGUGUGCCACCGCCUAUUGAAAAUGGGUCAUCGAGCAGUGUGCCCACGACACCUUUAGGCGGAAGUGGGCCCGUCUCAGAACAGGCCCAGAGGUGAGCGGAUGGGCGGGGUUGGGUUUCGGGGGUAUUAUGGUAAUUUUUGGUUAUAUGAAUUGACGUUUUGGGUUUAGAGUUUGUGAAUUUGUUUGGAGAAACUUUUGUAGCUGGCCAUGUUGGAAAUACUUGUACAUUAUUUGUUAUUACAUUUGUGGCGU
Messenger RNA from Striga asiatica, 3793 nucleotides. The record is from the annotation of a GenBank genome assembly. NCBI's taxonomy places the organism in Eukaryota, Viridiplantae, Streptophyta, Magnoliopsida, Lamiales, Orobanchaceae.